AUGUGGCGAGAGGACGGCGCCGGCUCCUCCGGCCAGCGGCUACGGAGGCCGUGGCGGGUGGAGGAGGCUUCGCCGACGCCUCCCGCAGCCAUCGCGUUCCCAGAGGACAGCGACGAAGGGACGGAGCUGCCCUUCGACGGUGCGUUACCGAAGGGGGUGCAAAUACAGUGGUACCUCGGGUUGCAGACGCUUCAGGUUACAGACUCCGCUAACCCAGAAAUAUUACCUCGGGUUAAGGACUUUGCUUCAGGAUGAGAACAGAAAUCGCAUGGCGGCGGCGCGGCAGCAGCGGGAGGCCCCAUUAGUUAAAGCGGUACCUCAGGUUAAGAACAGUUUCAGGUUAAGAACAGACCUCCAGAACGAAUUAAGUUCUUAACCCGAGGCACCACUGUAAUAGUUUCGAGAGGGAAGGACGCGCGGGGGGGGGGGGGAAGGACUCCCUUCUUGCACGAUAGGGGGAAAACGUGUGCAAGCUGAGCCCCGUCAUGCUAGCCCUACUCAAGAGUAGACCCGUUGAAAUGACGGGGCACGGCUUGCCUCGGGGUCCGUGGACUUCGCUGUGGCUGCUCUGCGUUGGGUGCAACGCUUAGGAGAGGUUAAGUUCCCAGCUGAGGGCGGUAGGACCUCCUGUAGCUCGCUAUGGUGUCUCCUCAGAAGUAAGGACUAGUGGGACUUGCUCCCAGGUAAGUGCUGCAGAUUGUGGAGCCAUUAUUAUUAUUAUUAUUAUUAUUUAUAUAUUGUGCUAGAGAGAACAAAAAAGAGAGAGGCAGAUCUCUGCCUCAAGGGACAGUAUAAAAUUUGACACAAGGGAGCCAACCUAUGGGGAAGGAGGGAGAGAGAGAGGCUAAUAAUUAUACUCCAUAAAGGGCAAUUUGCCUUUCAAGACCCAUAAUAAUAACAUCUAAUUGGUGGUGUGAAUUCCUUUUUUGUCAACUCCCGUUGGCAAUAGAAGCUUAGGCUGUGUAUACACCGUACUUUUAAAGCACAUUUCCCCAUUGCGGGGAGGGGGGGGGAUAAUGGGAACUGUAGUUUACUCCCCCCCACAGAGCUACAAUUUCCAGUACUGCUAACAAACCAUAGUUCCCAGGUUUCUUAGCGGGGCCGUGUGUUGUAAAUUGUAUGGUGUGCACAAAACCUUGGGCUGCAAUGCUUCUCCAACUUAGCUGGGAGUAAGCGCCAUCACAUUCAAUAGGACUUCAGAGUUGACAUGCUUAGGAUCCUGUUGUUACUGGCCUGUCUCAGUGCAUGUGUGCUUGGAAGUAACUCCACACUGAAAUUCACAGGACUUGCCAUCAAGCAAAGGUGAAAGGGAAGGUUUAUGUCACAAUAAACUCAGAUCACAAGUGGUAAAGCGUUUACUGAGCCACGUCACUUUGGACAAGGGCUUUAUCUAUUUAAAAACUGCUCUGCUGGAAAAUGUGCCAAUAUCCACCCACCCUACCUGAAGGGGAUCAGGUUUAAAAACAACACAUGAAUUUUCCGUAUGUAUAAAUUCCGUCAAUAUUUGUGUUUGCUUUGGGAUAAGGCUUGGUAAAUGAGGCUUUAGAAUAAUUAAUGGAUAGAAUAGAAUAGAUUCUACUGCUUUGCACUGCAGGAAAACAGUGGGCAAGGAAGGGGGAUUAUUUGUGCCCUCACAGGAGACUAGCUGCUGGAAUUAUUUUAACGGCAUGGAAGACAAUAAUAUACCGAGAGUUAUGCAACUAAAACAAUCUAGCAGGGACUGUACAUGUCAUAACAUGCAGGAGACAUCCAGAUCAUAGGGCUUUUGAAUCAUUUUAGUUUUACUGCUCUCACUGUUUCUGGUUAAACAACAUAUUUUGACAUAGUCUCCUGCCUGCCCUUUGAUUGAGUUCCACCCCCUAGCCCCGUUUCAGAAAUGUUAACCUUAUAAACCAAGAAUGGGGUAGCUGUGGCCUACCAGAUUUUGUCAGACCACAAUUUCCAUAAUCCCUGACCAUUGGCCUUGCUGGCUGGGGCUGAUGAGAAUUGGGAGCUCAAUAGCAUCUUGAGAAUCAUAGGGUCCCCCCCCCCCUUAGUUAGAGAAGCUGUAUUAUUUAACAGUUUUUGUGCUAGGAAUGGAAGAAUAUUCAUGACUGAAGAGUUACGUAGUUACAUCAUUCUUCUUCACCUUGAGGCAGAGUUAGGGGGCAGUUUCAUCAUUCCUACUGAUCUGUCUUGUGACUUUCUCUUUAGGGCCUCUGGGUCCUCUAUAAUUGCAUCAGCUGCCCUUUUUAGUAUACUGAUGCAAACAUGUCCUUUAUCAUUCCAAACUUAAGCUAACUUAAAAGCAGCCUCCUUAUAUGUUCUGCAUCCUGGGAUGGGAUGGCAUCAGGCCAGGGGAGGUGGGGAAAGGCCCACCCACUUGUCUCUAUGGCAACAGUCUUUUGGGGCAUGUAAAUGUCAGUUCUUAACAGACCAGCUAAGGUCAUUGCCUUUCAAAGAAAAUGGUCUGACCGGUUCAACAGCUUCUUCUAGAUUCUAAACCUCACUUGAUGCAGAAUCACAGGCCUGGAAGGGACAUGUGGAUAUCAUCCAGACUAAACUUCCACCAACUCAUAAGAAUAGUUUGUUUUUAAUGAUAUUAUUUCAUCAAAUGUUACAUCGCUUGAUUGUUAAAAAAACACACCUUAAAGGCAUUUGCAUAUCAGUCUGCUAGAUGGAACUAUCCCUACCCCAUGUGCUGUUCAGGAGGAGGUUUUUCCAACAACUCCAGAGCCAAAUUCAGGGAGGGCAGCAGGGGGUGAAAGCCCUGUUGCCCAGUGGAAACCCUUGCGCAGGGCUUCUGCAGAUGGAAUUUGUUGGGUUAGUCCUGCCUUUUAUCUGGGAAAUAUGUGGUCCUCUCAAUAACACUGUAAAACAUUCCAGCUUUUAUAUUUCUUAGAAUAGAAAUAUUACAUAAAUUGCCGUUUAAUUCCACAGUGUUUUCAACUGCUCAUGAGAAAAUGUGCUGGUCAGCAAGCCUGCCUUUCAGCUUUCAUUUUUGCCUGGUCUAUUUCAGAUUCUGAUUGGCCUGCAGAGCUUCAAGGUGCAAAUGGUUCUCAAAAGUUAAUGAACAUUACAACUUCAUUUGCGAACCAGCUCCUGCUCGUUUCACUGCUAGAGCAUCUUUGCCAUGUGUAUGCACAAGAUCCAGCACGUUCAAGACGUUUGUUUCAAUGUUAGUACGAGCUUGACUUACUUUUGCAUGGUAGAGUGGUGGUUGUCAGUUCCAGCAGCUGAAGAAUUGCAUCAUUUUGUCUGAAUUUAUUAUAUUAUAUAAAUAUAUUAAAUAAGAAUGUAAAUAAUAAUAAUUUGAGCACAUUAAGUUUGCAGUCCUAUAACCCUAAUCCUACAAGUACUUCAAGGGUCGUAAACCUCAUUGAACACAUCGGGUCUUACUUCCAAAUAAACAUCAAUAAGCUUUCAGCUCACCAUACAUCUCUACCGGUGGUGCACCUCAACUUAUCUGAAUUUCAACUUAAUCUUUAACUAUUCUGUUGUGUUGUUAUUAUCUUUGCUCCAUCAAGUAGGAAAGUAAACAAUUUUAGCUGCCAGUUCAAAGUCUUAGAUCGCUUAACGAGUUCAAAGUUCUCAAGUUGCUCUUGAAAUGGACGUAUUGUAAAAAAAAAAAAUCAGCCAUAGUAGUUCAUUUAGUUCACAUUGGGACAGCUCAGUUGGUAGAGCAUGACUCUUAAUCUCAGGGUUUUGGGUUUGAGCCCCACGUUGGGCAAAAGAUUCCUGCAUUGUAGGGGGUUAGACUAGAUGACCCUUGUGGUCCCUUCCAACUCUAAAAGUCUAUGAUUCUAUGAAGCCUGAAUUUUAUGUGUCAUUUUGAAUGUAAAAGCUAACCCAGAGCUUAAUGCUAGAGGUAUAACUGCAGCAUGUUAACAUGCACAAGUGGAUACCUGACAUGGUGUAAGGUAUCAAUAAAACACUAUAGCAAUUUAAAAAUACCAUUAACAUCCCAAAGAAUAACUACAAAAUGCACAGCAUUUAUUAAAUACAGAAGUGCAUAUAUUAAAUACGGACAGGCACACAUUUCCAUGCCACCCACAUUUCCACCCACCCACAAACCACCUGCUAUUCAGACUGAUUAUUAGAUCUUGUUUGAUUUGGGUGGGGCAGGAGGGGUUUUUCUUUGAGAUAAUCAACCUCCUGGAAGCUCCACCCAUGGUUACAUUUGAACAACAAGAGUGUUCAGAGAGGAAUGCUGAAACUCACCACAGUCCAAGAGUGGCAUUAAAAUACAAACAAACAAAAAACCCUCCACAACUUUUGAAUUGGGGCGGUUUUUGGAGAGCUUUUAUUUUAAAAGUGUAUUCUAAUACUAAAUUAUAAAAUGCUGGUUCCAUAAUUUGGCUGAAACAUUUUUUGUUGUGUCAAAAUAUUUCAGAUUGCAAAGAUCAUUUCCUUGUAUGUAGCAUCAGCUGUCAGUGCAACUUAAGCAAAGCUAGGCCAUGAGCAGUUUUUAAUAGUUUGAAUGUUGUGUAAAGUUCAAAUGUUUGAUUUCUUUUCAAAUAUUUUCCCUCCUUUUGUACAGUACUGUGUAAGACAUUUACUGGAAUGCACUUGCUAUCUGAUUUUGCUGUCCGUGAAGAAUUCAGUAGUUUGCGCCUGCAGCAUAAUCGAGCCAUUACUGAAUUGAUGAAGGCAGCCAACCAACAAAUACUCAAUGAAGUAAGCUUACUUCAAACUUUCUCUGCUUCUCAGUUCCCAUGACUAGCAUAUAAAGUACAUGGGGAAGAGUAUAGGACUUCAGUUCUUUGGUUUCUUUUUGUGAUGCUUAUGCAGACCAGAGAAUUUUACUCCAGCGUUCUCCUCUUUGCUCAUACUCCUUUACAUGGGCAUGGGCUACAUUAUCUUUUAAUGUAUGUAUAGGUACUUUAUAAGUGUUUAAUAAUAAUCUGGCGAUCACAUCAUUAGGAGCAUGGUGAGGUUGGUGUAGCAAGAUCUAUUCUUCUCCAUGUGUCAACAAAUCUUUUUUUUAAAGGACAAUAGUGUUUCAUGGAAGGAUAACAAUAUAUUGCAGCCUGUUUGGUCAGUGUGUUAGAGCAUGGGUUGUGCUAACUAUGGUUUAGCAUCUAAACCAGGGUUUGAGCCUAAAAAACCCCAUACCGCAGUUCAGCACAGUUUGUCUGCUUUUAUUUUCCCUAUUACUGAUCCCAAACAGCAUUUUUAAAAUUUAGAUAUCAUGCCAAACCAUAGUUUCUGGUCUAGUAUGGACAUAUGUUAAAGUACUUGCCAGGAGUUCACAAAUUUGGUUAAGGAUCUGAGUGACACACUGACAUAUAAACAGUGGCAGCCAAAUGUGUCCCUACACGUCACAGAACAGUCAAAGUCUUUCUUCUAGUGUGCCAUUGCACAACUGUUGGCUCAGGCUGAUCGGAGCUGGAACACACCAAAUUAGCAAAGGCUGUCGUAGCAGCCAAAUUUCAAGUUAGAAAAGUAAAGAAUUUUGCUUUACCUCUGCCAAGAAAGUCUGCAGGAAAUCCAUAAGAAAGUUAAAAUAAAUUAAUACAUCCUUCAAAGAAACUGCUGCUGCAGCCCCUCCUCAUUGUGUAUGUGUUUUUUAUUUUUGUAGGAGUUCGGGAAGAGUGAUUCUUACACAAACAGGUAUGUGUUCAAAGUGCUUCAACGAAUGUUUAAAAUUGCUUGUUGGGCAAUUAACACAUUAACUCCAAAGUAAGUUUCACUGAGCUCAGUGGGGCUUACUUCUCAGUAAAUGUGUUCAUUUACUCUCUCUGCCAGAGUCCUCAGUAUUACAAAUAUAAAAUGUUGAUUAUUAGAAGUGUUUAAAAAAAAUCAAAACAGGAGAUUCGAUAUUGAAAGUGGAAGUUUAAAAACAGUAUCUAGAGUUUCCCAUGAAACUCUAGGAUUGUUGGAACUGUGCUUUUGAGAACCAGCUGGAAUUAUGAAACCAUGAAAGCAUGGUUUGAUCCUCCCCUGUUCUUGCUUACGCUGGUAUUUUUCAUCAAAAAUAGGUGGAUUGUACCAUAGUUAGGAAACCUGACCAAUCCUGCAGGACUUGCUUGUUUUCUGCCCAAGUGUUCACUACAAUCAGUCGUCCCCCAGCUCAGUGCUCUCCAAAUAUUUCAAACUAAUACUUCCUCCAUCCCUAACCAUGCUGGCUGGAUCUGAUGAGAGUUGUGGUCCACAACAUCUGGAGGGAACCAGCUUGGUUAAGGCUGGUCUGACAACUAUGACAAAUCCUUUCUUUUUUUAAAAAAAGAAUGUGUAUAAAAAGGUGUCUGAGAAUAGCAAAUUAUGUCACUAUGGAUUUGAGUGAUAGAGAUUUAUGUUCCUUCAGUGUCACAAAAUUUGUCUAGAUGGAGAAGGAACCUUAAAAUUAAUACAGUGGUACCUCGGGUUAAGUACUUAAUUCGUUCCGGAGGUCCGUUCUUAAUUUGAAACUGUUCUUAACCUGAAGCACCACUUUAACUAAUGGGGCCUACCGCUGCGCCGCCGGAGCACAAUUUCUGUUCUCAUCCUGAAGCAAAGUUCUUAACCUGAAGCACUAUUUCUGGGUUAGCGGAGUCUGUAACCUGAAGCGUAUGUAACCUGAAGCGUAUGUAACCUGAGGUACCACUAUAUAUAGUAGCAUCACUCCAUAUUUUUGUAGUACCUUAUAUAUUCAUCUUUGAGUCAGAACUACAUGUCACGUGAAGUUGAUUAAUAUCUUCUAACAUUUUUUAUAAAUGAAAAGUAGCCUUGGACAGUGCGACUGACAGCAUGGGAGGACAGGAAAGUACUUAAACUACUUAAAUCCUACCAUUUUAAUGCUAAAAAUGCAUGCCCCCCGUUGAUUUCCUGCCCAUGAAGGAAAGUUAUAUUGUUGGUGAUUCUAAUACCUUUUUAUUUGUGAUGUAUUUUGUUGCUACAACCAGUGACGCCCAUCUUUUUAAAAACUAGGGAAAAUGAAAUUAUCUUUGAAGCACAGACUUCUCGCUAUAUCAAUGAAUUUGAUGAGAUUACAAGGCUAGGAAAAGGAGGGUACGGCACUGUAUACAAGGUAUUCUUUAUUUUUUGUUUUAACAACUUUGUAGUAACGGUUUAUAUUACUGGGUGAGCUUCCAUAAUAAGAAAUACUCAAAGAGAAGGGAGUCCAAGAUGGAUGGGAGUUUUCUAAAGCAGAGGUUCUCCUGUUUAUUAGAGCUUAAUUGGACUAAAAUACUGGCGCUUGCUAGAAGAGAUGAGAUCACAAACUGUGGAACAAACCAACUGUAAGGACUUUAAGGUUUGAACUCAUUUGGUGCAAAUGACAGUGGGGUGGGGAGGGGAGCCUACGGUUUCUUUAUUUAAAGUUUUCUUCUCUACAUUUAUGAUUCGGCAACCCUCCUCUGAAUGUUAGUUCAAAUUAUAUUUGUACAAGCGAGGAUGGAAAAAAUUGGAUUAUAAAUAUGGAAUAUAACAUCAAACAGAACUGUGUGUGUAAAAAAAAGGAAAAAGGGAGGGAAACUCUAUUUUGCUAAAGGUUUAUGAUGGAAACUUAGAGAUGACUUUUCCCCAUCCUUUAUUAUCUGCAAAGUGAACUAAAUAACGCUAAGAGGACUUGGAAUUUAAUUUAAUUGGAAGUAUAAUUGUCCAUAUAUCUUAAGCUGGAAGGAAGAAUGAAAGGAGUCUGUGAGCUGCUAAGGAACUGAUAAGGUUCUUUAUCUGCAGUUUGACAGACCACUCUUCUUCCCAGGCUGAGAGGAAAAAUUGUGACAACAGUUUAUUUACUGGGUCAGAGUGACUUUUGCAGCUGUUGUUAAAGUUCUCGGUGCAAAACAAUGAAGCACGGGAUAGAGCGAUGGAGAAAUUUCUGGAACAACAAUGGGAUAUCAGCUCCGCCCAAGGCAGGGGUCGGCAACGUGCGGCCCAUGGACUGGAUGCGGCCCACGAAGACCGUUUUACUGGCCCACGAGCCACCCCUGAACAGAGCCGCCCGCUCGGCGAGUCCCCCGCGUGCUGUGCUAAACCGGCACAGGGACUCGCUGAGCGGCACCGGAAAUUGCGUCUGCGCGCAGGCAGAUACUGGAAAUUGUGUCUGCGCAUGUCCAGAUGCCGAAAAUUGCUUCUGCGCAGGUGCAAUUUUUGGCGUCUGGGCAUGCUCAGAAGCAAUUUCUGGCGCUGCGGACCUGCGCAGAUAUGAUUUCUGGCGUUGCACUGCGCCAGUCUGGCCCACGGAUGAUCUCCUUGGGAGUGAUCCGGCCCAUGGCUGGUAAACCUUGCCGACCCCUGCCCCAAGGCAUGAUGGAUAACAGCAACAAUUGGGGGAAAGAAAGACAUAACAUCUUACUAGGACAAGAAGAAACACCACGGACAGAAUAAUUGCCACACACAGGAAAAACAAGGAUAUAGUUUGAGUUCCUCACUUGCAGUUUUAUAAAUCAUUUAAUGUGUCAACACGAAUAGAAGUUAUUAAUAUUGCAGUUGUUGUAUAAGGGAUUAUUAUUAUGGCUGGCAUGUAAUUGAAACUAAUGAGAUUUUGGAACGCAGAAAAAAAGAAAAUAACGAAACCAUCAAAUCUAGCAUGCGGGGGACCACUUUAACUAAAUUAUAUAAUUCGGUAUUGAAUGGUUGGUAUUAAUUACUGUAUUGUAAAUCAGUAUUGUUAUAAUGAGGUUAUUAUUGGACUGUAAUUGGAAACUAAUAAAAAUUAUUACAAAAAUGGUAAUAGAAGAAAGAGGAAAUCACAAAGGAUAAGUAUACAUGAGUAGCCAACAGACACAAGGUAAAGGUCAGGUAGCUGAUAAACCUCUGCUCUUGCUGACCCUAGUUUUAAGCUGCAACCACCUAUUAAUCUUUCCCUCUGCCUGAACUGGGUGGUUUAUAUGUGUACAUGGGGAACACUGUUCAAUACUAUUUUCUUUUUUAAAAAACAAACUUUUUUGAAAAUUUUAAAAACCAUUACCAAGCAUAAAGCAUUGUAUUCCAGGACAAAUGCAUGUACAGAUGUUAAGUCUUGUGUGCAGUUGUCUACAUGGCAUUAAAACAGAGUUGGGAAAUCUUUUACAUUACAGUGUAAGCUCAUACCCACAGUUCAUGCUUUAAUCUAAAGCAUUAAGGUAAUUUCUCCAUAGUGGCUGCUGGGACUGAGACGGAAGGGAGUUUACUGCACAAUUGUUAAUGUUGUGAGUGACCAGAUAAAAGAAUGUUGCAUGCCAGUUGUCGUUUGACCAUCUCUGAGCUAAACUCUGCUGUAUCUGCCUUCAGGUCCGAAACAAGCUAGACGGUCAGUUCUAUGCAAUUAAGAAAAUUCUUAUCAAGAAGGCUACCAAAAUAGAUUGUAUGAAGGUAUGCACUUAUUUUACAUCUGUUCGUGUGUUUUGUUUGGCCUGUGGAAAUUCAUGACUCAGUGUAAUUGGUUUCAAGAUCUGAUAUUUAAUGUUAAAGGAAAGGGAUUAUGCCAGGAUAGUGAAAGGAAAAGACAGAAAAGGAAAAAUUCUGUCGCUGUAUAAUUCUAAUGAUUUUGUAAUCAGCUACUGUUUAGUAGAUGAACAAUGGUCCACAAGAUACAGAAUUUAGGUGAUCUAUCUAUCUAUCUAUCUAUCUAUCCAUCUAUUGUAACAUCUGGAGGGCCGCAGUUCCCCAUCCCUGCUCUAAAAGCAAAUGGUAUAAGAAUGGAUCAUAGCUAGCCUUCUCAGUGCAGGUUAAAUUUAGCCACUUAACCCAGUAUUCUCUGCUUUUGACUGGCAGCACUUCUGCAGAGCUCAGGCUGAGGUCUUUCCUGUUACUUUCUGCCCAAUCCUUAAUUGACUUUUGCUAGUAUCUGAAAGGCUUAAAUAAGAGUGCAAAGUCCUCUCCUUGCAGAAUACUUUGCAGACAACUAAUGAAGCUGCUAACAGCUGGAUGAUUUAGUACUGUGGUUCCCAAACAUCUGCCUGGAGAUGCUGAGGACUGAACCUGGAGCCUUCUGCAUGCUAAUACUGUGCCGUACCACUGACUUAGGACCCCUUACUAAAAGAAUAGCACCCUUUGGGGUUUUUUUGGGGGGGGAUAUAAGAAUGAAGUGUACCUUCAGUUUUAUUUCAGGAAAAGUGUUCCUCAGUUCUCAAAAUUCUGGUAAACAAUGGCUUACCAAUGAUAAGAACAGGACGCAUUCCCUCUUGUUUUUUUGUAGGUGUUGCGGGAAGUUAAAGUGUUGGCUGGGUUGCAGCACCCUAAUAUUGUGGGAUAUCACACUGCUUGGAUGGAACAUGUUCAACCAGCAAGCCCAAAAGGGGAGUACAACAUUAGUUUUGUGGCUUCUAUCUGUCAACAUGACACAUCACACAUCCUAAACUGGCUGUUGCUGCCCAGAGAAAUAUUUGGGAUCAUAAUAAACAGCUUUCUGAAAUUUCCCCAGUCCCUAGUAUGGCAUUAA
Molecule: messenger RNA, 10324 nt
Organism: Podarcis lilfordi (Lilford's wall lizard)
Lineage: Eukaryota; Metazoa; Chordata; Lepidosauria; Squamata; Lacertidae
Source: the annotation of a GenBank genome assembly